AUGGAGACCGUGUCCCUACCACCUCUGCUCACGGAGAACGCGACCUUCUCGGCUGCUCCGCGCUCGGCGCUCAUCUUCUUGGGCACGGGCGCGCUCAGCCUGCUCACGGUGCUGGGAAACGCGCUCGUCAUCAUAUCCAUCUGCGUCAACCGCCGGCUGCAGACGGUCAACAGCUACUUCAUCUUUAGCCUGGCGUGCGCAGAUCUCAUAAUCGGCGCCUUCUCCAUGAACGUCUAUGCGGUGUACGUGUGGCGGGGCGCGUGGCCGCUGGGCGCUGCGCUGUGCGACCUGUGGCUCUCGAUCGACUACGUGGCGAGCAACGCGUCCGUCAUGAACCUGCUCAUCAUCAGCUGCGACCGCUUCCUGUGCGUGUCGCGGCCGCACACCUACCCGGCUCGCCGCACGGCCCGCGCCGCCGCGAUCGUGAUCGCGGCCGCUUGGCUGCUAUCCUUGCUGCUGUGGGCCCCGGCCAUCGUGCUCUGGCAGUUUGUCGAGGGGGUGCGCACCGUGCCCCAAGACGCCUGCUACAUCCAAUUCUUCUCUAACCCCGCGGCCACCUUGGGCACAGCCAUCGCCGCCUUCUACCUGCCUGUAGCCGUCAUGUGCAUUCUCUAUCUCUACAUCCUGCGCGCCAGCAGGUGCCGCGUGCAGCCGGGCGAGCGGCCUCAGCAGCGGCCACAGGGCCCAGUGAGACUCAUGGCCUCGGCCAAGGUGCUGUUCCAAUGGCCUGGAGAUGGCCGCUCGCGCAGCGCUGGGAGCGCCGCGAGUGAACGGGACGCAGAGGGGGAGAGAGCAGCGCCGAGCGCGCGGCUGGAGCUACACGCGGCCGGGCACGACGGCGCCGCACAGAUGGAUUGCAGAUCUCGUCGGGGAAGUUCCCUCCCCGAACUCAGCCCAGGCUCCGGAGACGAAGAAGUCGACGGCGGGAGCGGCCCGGGAGCGGCGCCUCGCGUCCCCCCCGCGCGGUGCCGCCGUGCGCGCCGCCGUCGUUUGUCGAGCGAGAACGGAGAGGCGAGCGGAGAGACGGCGAGUGGCGGCCCGCGGCUCCGAGUGGGUGGGGGAGGUGGUGCGGGCGCGGCGCGGCGUAGCGGGAGCUUCGGCGGCGCCCGGGCGCGGCGCGAGAGGAAGCUGACCCGCACCGUGGCCGCCGUGCUGCUUGCGUUCAUCGUCACGUGGACGCCCUACAACGUGAUGGUGCUGCUCGCCGUGUUUUGCACGGACUGCGUGCCCCACGCCGCCUGGGAGCUGGGCUACUGGCUCUGCUACGUCAACAGCGCCGUGAACCCCGCGUGCUACGCGCUCUGCAUCCGCGAGUUCAAGCGCACAUUCCUGCAGCUGAUGCGCUGCCGUUGCGGGAGCCGAGCGCAGGUCCGGCGCCUCGCGACCGGGAUAGCGCGGGGCAGGUGA
Petromyzon marinus (sea lamprey) is the source of this 1407-nucleotide messenger RNA. RefSeq names its product muscarinic acetylcholine receptor M4-like. Gene Ontology annotation, cellular component: plasma membrane; synapse; dendrite. The record is from RefSeq and is a predicted model, not a curated record. Gene Ontology annotation, molecular function: G protein-coupled acetylcholine receptor activity; G protein-coupled serotonin receptor activity. Lineage: Eukaryota; Metazoa; Chordata; Hyperoartia; Petromyzontiformes; Petromyzontidae. Gene Ontology annotation, biological process: chemical synaptic transmission; adenylate cyclase-inhibiting G protein-coupled acetylcholine receptor signaling pathway; G protein-coupled receptor signaling pathway, coupled to cyclic nucleotide second messenger.